This is a messenger RNA of Aspergillus sclerotioniger CBS 115572, 1518 nucleotides long. RefSeq lists its product as uncharacterized. The transcript is spliced from 3 exons. Bases 1 to 1518 code for a protein of 505 amino acids. Lineage: Eukaryota; Fungi; Ascomycota; Eurotiomycetes; Eurotiales; Aspergillaceae. The record is from RefSeq and is a predicted model, not a curated record.
AUGUCUGAAACGCGACGGCUUCUUCGACGCGAGAUUACCUAUGAAUCCGCCAAGGAGAAAGAGGAAAAUGUCCUCCACCAAUUAGGAUACUACCAUCAACAAGCUAGGUUCUUCGCUCAUCUUGAUGCCCACCGUUCUUGGAUUGAGUCAGUUGUUGCGCAUCAUCUGGGAUUGAAAUCCAGAACAGAAUGCCGCGUGGUGGAAACAGACCACUGGCUACAUGGAAGUUUCAAUGUUUGCAUUCCGAUCAUUCUUGGGGACUGCAUCCAAAACUGUGUCCUCGUCCGACUUCCAUUGCCCUACCGGAUCGGUGAAGCCUUUCAGCCUGGAAAUAGUGAUGAAAAAGUCAGAUGUGAGGCAGGUACAUAUGCGUGGCUACAAGAAAAUUGCCCGGAUGUACCUAUUCCACGGCUGUAUGGCUUUGCCUUAUCCACCGGCGAAAGUUUCACUCGAGUUGAACACUUGCCAUUUCUCACUCGGUGGAUGUAUAAACUCCGUCAUCAAAUUUUGAAGUGGCUGGGACAGUCUACGCCUACCAACUAUAUUCGCCACCAAAAUGCCACCCUUGGCAAUCCCAUCGGCACUGGCUAUCUCUUGAUUGAGUACAUUGAGAAAACACAAGGGGCGAUGCUUUCCAACACAUGGACUAUUGUUCAGCAUGAUUCACGACUACGGACGAAUCUUUUCCAGGAUCUCUCUCGGAUUCUUUUGAAAAUUGGCCGGAUACCCAUUCCUAAAAUCGGUUCCUUUCUCAUUGACAAUGACGGGUUUUUGAAGUUAGCAAACCGACCGCUGUCUAUUGAAAUCCAGCAAAUGGAGAAUGAAAAUAUCCCCACUGGAAUUUGCCUUAAUUAUACCUAUACAACCGUCGAUUCUUACCUGAUGGAUCUUCUUACACUUCAUGAUAAUCGGUUUCGGUACCAGCCAAACGCCGUGCAAAACCUUGGCGAUUGCGUCUAUCAGUUAUCUACACUCACCGCAAUGCGAAGUGUCUUUCAGUCAUUUUUCCAAAGGGACUUUUGCCGCGGCCCGUUUGUGUUCACUUUGACAGACCUUCAUCAAAGCAACAUAUUCGUUGAUUCUGACUGGCAUAUAACCUGCCUAAUGAUGAACACACCCUACUGGCUUACAAACAGGGGAGUGGAUGAGAUAGAUCCCACAGAAUAUAACGAGAUCAGAACAGAAUUCAUGCGCAAUCUGGCGAUGGAGGAAGAAAGCAUCGGUCCUGUUGCUUUCGCAGGCAAUAGCCACCCGCCAUCACUGUCUGAUGUCAUGAAUCAAACGUGGACUACGGGGACGUUCUGGUAUACGUUAGCUCUUUCCAGCCCCUCUGGUCUAUUUACGAUUUUCAAAGACCAAAUCCGGCCACUCUUCUGCACAGACUAUAUCGAAGAGUUCAACUUGAUUAUGCCUUUUUUUUGGAGAAGGAAUGUGGGAUAUAUUGUAGGUUGUAAGCUCUCAGAUAAGGAACAGUACGACAAAAGCCUUCGGCAGGCUUUCGUGAAUGAUUCGGAUUAG